Symbiodinium sp. CCMP2456 is the source of this 3993-nucleotide messenger RNA. Lineage: Eukaryota; Dinophyceae; Suessiales; Symbiodiniaceae. The record is from the annotation of a GenBank genome assembly.
GUGUGGGGGCCGCCACUUUGGUUCUUCUUGCACUCGAUGACUCUGGCGCUGCCAGAUCCAGUGCCACCCGAGCAGCAGGCUCAAGUGAAGAGCUUUGUCCUUUCCCUCCGCGAGGUCCUACCUUGCCACACCUGUGCGCACCACUGGAGGCAGCAGCUCGAGGAGGAUCCCAUAGAGCCGCACUUGUCGAACCGCACCGCGCUGGUGGAUUGGAUGAUCGGCAUGCACAAUCAGGUGAACAAGAGAAAUGGACAUCGCAUCUUCACCCGGGAGGAGGCUUUGGUGGAGUUCCAGCUCGCCUACGACAAGUUCGGGCGCUGGGGAGGGCGCGGGGCUCGAGGGGUGUACCCUUUGAGAUUCUUCCCCGGUUUGGCUGUGUCGCUCUCCUUGCGUGGGUGCAUCCUUUUCAUUGCGUACUUGAUUCCGCCGUUCCUCUCGGGCGUCCCUAGGGUGUUCUUCUCCUUGCCUUUCUACGUGAUUCUGCCCAAGAAGGACCUUGUGAUAUGUCAGCUGCAGUUCGUUCUCCCACUGAGCUCAUCGAGGGUGCAAUGUCUGUGGAUGGACAAAUUACGGGUGGAACUGGCGGCAGUCCAUCUAGAGCUAAGCGUGCCCGUGAACCUGCGGGUGAUCGAGAAGUACUGGAUAAUGGACGUAGAGCAUCAUCCCCUGGAGAGCGACGUUCAGAUUCGCUUAACAGCUGUUGAGAAAGACAACCAGAAGGGCAGGGUUGACAAGGAGGCCAUCUUUGGUAGAAUUGCACAAAAUGAGAAGAGACAGGGUGAAACCAGUGCAAGAUUGGCAAAGUUGGAGAAGGAAGUGGUGCUCAAGGUGCUGCAGUACAUCCUGCCAAUGUUCCCCCUAACUUCGGCGGUUCUGAAGGGCGUGAUCUCCCCGGAGAAUGUGAAAGAGCUUGUGGAUGUUCAGGAGAUCACAGUCUUUGGCCAGGAGGAGAAGUUCACAUGGUUCCAUGUUGAGGCGACGGAAGAGGCAUCGUACGACAUUGAUUGGGCGAGUGGCACAGUAUGGAUGGGCGAGUGGAAAUUGGGAUCAACAACACACAGACAACCGACACAUAAUGAGGAUGUGAAGUUGCUAUCCUCGGGAUGGGUCGAUCUCAAUGCCGACUCUCUUGCCGUAGGCAACAAUGUCCCAAUUGCAUCGUCUACUUUGAAGCCUUCUGGUGGAAAACAUUUCCUUCGCAAGAUGGCUUCUUGGAAUUUGGGUGGUCAAGCUCUGUCCAAGACAGACUUGGUUGCAAGCUCACUUGAUUUUCUUUGUGUCCAAGAAAUACCACGUGGAGAUACCGGAUGGGAUGAACAAAUCACAGACAACUUUGUUUGGCUUUCUCAUCGAAGCCCAGCACAAUGGAGGGGAGUUGCCGUUGCUGUUUCGCAUGAUCUCUUCGACUGCGUUACUGAUCGGACGGCCAGUACGUUUGCAGCAGCCUGGGUGGUUCGUCUUCGCAACUCUAAACGUGUCGUCCUUGCUUCCAUUCACCUCCCGACAGGGGUGUCCAUGGCCAAGUACUAUGAAGCGGUUGUGGAAUGCAAAAACAUGCUCCGUUGGUGGCAUGAGAAUCUACCAUACCUUGUCGGAGUUGAUUCCAAUGUUGAGCUUAUCUGGAAUCGAGCAGAGGUUCUUGAUCGUGACGGGGUGAAUGUCUGCAAUGGAGGAGGUAAGACUGACAAGUUCCUGGAGAUGGUUUCCGCCCUCCGCCUGAGGAUGAUUGCGCCAGUCAUGGAUGACAGAUGGAAACCGACACACUAUCCGCGUGAUGAGUCCAGGGAAGGGAGGCACAUUGAUUGCCUUCUCGUGCGUGGCAUAUGCACCAGCGAAGUCGAAGUGGAUGAGGACGUCAGAUUCAACAUCAACACAGACCAUGCCAUGCUUAAGAUGACGGUUGAAAUACAGCAAAGCAAGGGUGGACGUUGGCAAGAUGGGCGACCACGCUGGGUGUCUCAGCCAGACUCGCUCUUUGUACCUGAAACAUGGGAUGAUGUCAAGAACAUGGCUGAGACCUGCUCCUCCACUCGUAAAGCUGCGAAGUUUCGUGACGAUCCCGAGACCCUCGCCUUGAUUGCCAGAGCCAAAAACAGUUCGGGUGUUGAAGCAAAAAACCUCUGGAAGUCUGUGCACAAAGAGCGACGACAUAAACGACGUCAGUGGCAACAGAGCCGCAUUGGGGCGAUCCUUGCUGGAAGUUGGAGCGUCUGUCGUCAGAUGAAACGUGAGAAAGGGGUGCGCAACUGGUGGGGCUACCUUCUAGCUGACAAGUCUGCAAAGGAGGUAGGUGAGGACGUAAGCAAGCACCUCGAGACGAAAGUUUUCGACGAUCAGCUUGAUUGGCAUGCCGAGCUUUGCGGACGAGUUCGUGAGCUGGACUGCCGGGACAAUGACUUUGUGGCCAUUCAGCCUCUUGAAGUUGGUUGUGCGCUUAACCAAAUGCGAGCAAGUGCGUCACUUGGCCCUGACAAGAUUGGGGUGGACCUUCUACGUUGUCUUCAUGCCCACGCUCCUCAACAGCUUGCCAGGUUGUUCAAUGAAGUCCUAUAUACGGGUGUACUCCCGGAGGAAUGGAAUACAUCCCUCCUCGCUCUUUUGCCUAAAACUCGUUGGCCGAAGGGUGCACAUGAACUUAGGCCCAUUGCUAUGUCGUCGGCAGCCAUGAAGACCAUGUCCAAAAUUGUUAUGGCCAGGUCCUUCGAAGACAUACGUCAACCUUCACCGCGGGCGUGUGCUGGACGCAACCGUGGAUGUGCAGAUUUACAUGGCGCUUGUGGCCGACUUCGGGAUAUGACGCGAGAAUGGAGACUUGGGGUGGUGGCAGUCAAACUUGACAUUCGAGCUGCUUUUGACACUGUUCAUCGCAGGGCCGUCGCAGACUUUCUUUGUGGCCUUGUUCGGAGUCCAUCUGAGCUUCGCUUCAUGCUUCAGCUCCUGGAUGAUAACAGACUUGUUGGUUGUGCUCCAGGCGGUGCUCCCUUGGAUGUCCGCAGCAAUCGCGGUAUUCGCCAGGGUAGCCCAGAAUCAGCUGAAAUCUUUGGGCUUAUGAUUGCACAUGUUGUCCACCAACUCAAGGGUGGAAAGACAUGGAAGAAGCCCGCCCAACCAGUUGAUGACAUGCCUGCCGACAUCGGGUGUUACCAAGAUGACAUCUUUGUCUGGGGCGAAAACCCACGCAAAAUUGCGUCCAACAUCGAAAUGAUCUCUGCCGAGCUGAAGAAAUUGGGUCUCUCCUUGGCGGCUGAGAAGACGGCGGUGAUCUGCUCUAAGUACUACAAGGGUGUUCGAUAUAUGUCAAUCGAUGGCGUCCGCAUUGACUUUCUUCCCCCUGGAAGCUCUCUACGUGUGCUUGGACUUGACUUCGAUUUGGAUGCAGCUGCCAACCAACAGGCCAAAGAACUACAAUCCAGGGUGUGGACCGCCUUUCACUCCAAUAAGCACAUACUUUGUGGCCCAGGGUCCAGGCAUGAGAAGGCACGGGUCAUGAGCAUGCUCAUCGAUGGGUGUUGGAGCUGGUGUGCAGGAGCUGUUCAUUGGGAACAGGAUGACUUGACGGCCAUGAACUCCUUACAGCUUCGUCUUCUUCGGCUCAUCUUUGGGUGUAAACGCUUUCCUGACGAGGAUUGGACUCGCUAUAAUGCCAGGUCCCUUCGGGAUGUUCGCUAUUGGCUUCAGCAGAGUGGACGUGAGCGUUGGAGUAGCAAGAUUUUGAUGUUCGUCCACAAGCUGGUGGAUUACGCCAUCCUAGGUGCUUCAGAGCAGCGAAUGUUGAGCGUUCUCUCGCCUCGGUGCUGGGUGUUGACUGGCAAACAACAAGUCUGUGCAGAGAAGGGUGGAAACAAUUGUUGCCCAGGUGGCUUGAAGCCAUGGACGUACCAUGGUGUCGAGGGCGACAACUAUCAAUUGGUUGUUAAAUUUCGUUCUCUCCAGCACCGGUCUGUGAUGAUGUACUUCUUCGGUGUUGUGGGCGUCCAGUACGUGAGUUCUUAG